AUGGCGAGCCAGUUGCGCAGGAAGCCGAAUGCAUUUAAUCUUUUGCAUCAAAUGAACCUACUUCGCAAGUUCAACUCUUUGAAGGAUGGAGAAGAGGUCUGGGCAAAAGCGUGUGAGAUCUCAGAAGCCUAUGUCGUUGGCAAGGCGGAGUCACAGGCUGCACUCCACCUUUACAAUGACGUUUCUCCCAGGAUUGCAUUGCAACAUUCAAUGGCCAAGUUCUUGACUCAUGAGAGCAUAGCUGCGGGCGCUUGGAACCAGAACUAUUGCAGUGCCACAGACACAAUGCAAGCCUGGCAAGAAACCCUGACCAACACCGAGCAGAUUCUGGACAUGACGGUCGACCGGAUGUCUCGUGAUUGGUUAAGUUUGGCUCCAAAGAUGCGCAAAGCCUUCACCCUGAAGGAUGUUGAAUACUACCAACGCAGCAGUGCAAUUUUUCUGGCUUGCAUGAGCCGCUUCGAAUCUGAGUUCCCAAUUGACUUUGUGGAAAAGGAGCGCCCUCGCAUCAAACGGUUUGAUUUGAAACAUGGUGACGCAGAGCUGGUGGGAAUGCUGGAGGGAGCUCCGCCAGUUGAUUUGGAGCGGUGUGGGAUCUUUCGUACAGCCAUUGCAAAAUUUCAGAGACAGGCUGAGGACGAAAAGGUGAAGGCUUCUGAAGAGCUGGCCAAACGAAUGGUCGAGAUCACCAGUGAAAGCACCGAACUCAAGAUGAACAAUGAUUUUGCGCUUAUGGAGGGGUGGCUUGCUCGAGCCGCUGAUUUUGCAGCACGGCAGGGGGCGCUUGACAUGGCCUACUUGUCACGGCGCUGCGAAGAGGGGCGCAGGGCAGUCGCCGCACUUCAGGGCAAAACUCACAGGUACAAAGGGGUGCCAAGCCUAUCAGAUGCACAUGCAGACUUGCUGCAAUUUCAAUCUGACUGUGGUGGAACGCCAAGCUCUUCGUUGGACAUCACUGAUGUGAGCCUCACCUUCUGUGAUACCGGGCACGGUGGCGACAAGAGGAAACGCUUUGCAGCAGUGAGUAGCUUGCACAAGACCUUUGGUUUCAGCAAGAGCCGUGUCUUUUUGGGAGUUCUGGGUCCCAUCACCCGGGCUCGAGUUACAGAGUUGAUUUCGGACGUGCAGCAGCGCGGCGUCAUUGGAACCAAAGAGAUUUUGCUCAAGCUCAUUGAUGGUUUGGACAUCCCGCCUGAUUCACGGGUGUUUGUCACCGAUUUGACCCCGAACAAGUUCAACGAGUGGGGCCGCGCUGUGUGGGAGUUGCAGAAGGCUUGCAAAGAGUCUGGCCGUGGCCAUGACUGGCGCUAUACUUGCUACUAUGAUGAGGAAUGGUGGGACAAGUCAGCCGAAGCCGGCCCGCAAUCCCGUCCGGGAGAGCAGUUCCAAGAAGUGAAGCCGCAGCUGGAAGUCUUGGCAGUAGAUUCCGAGAAGAACAUCUUGCUUCCGGAUUCCAUCCUGGCCUCGCUGGGGCAUUGCAGCGCCAAGUUCACCAAAGCACUGCAGGUUUGGAAUGAGGAUCAUUCCUUGACAAUGCGUGGCAACUGUUCAGAGUCUCAGCCUCCAACUCCAACACCUUCAAGAGGUGAACGUUCAACCCCCAGACGCACGCGCUGCUCGCCUGCCUUCACCGCCGCUGACCAGCCCAAGAACUUGCAGAAAGUCAUUGAGCCAGCAACGGUGUUGUCCGAAGUCGGGAUUGUGGCCACGGACACUUAUGAACUCUGGCUUCUCAAUGACACCGACGAGUUGAUCGAGCUGGAUGCUUGCGAAUUGUUUGGCUUCGGUAUGGGAGCUUAUGUUGCCAAAGCGGCAGGAACGGCUCGCAGUGAGGGCGACAAGUACAUCCCAUGGAUUUUGAACAAGGACACGGAUGUCGUCAUCCAAGUCGCAGAGUCUGGCAAGUCGCCGACAUGUAUCUCUGAGAUGGCGUGCCAAGCGGCGCAGCGGCAAGGGCUGACUGAGAUGACCCUCGUGGAUCACAGUUUGACGCAGCGCGUCCAGGAGAAUGAGCCGUUGCCUUUUCGUUAUGAUGUUCAAGUGAAUGGGCGGACCAACGUGUAUGAGCACAAGCCCUUGGCAGAUUCGGUGGACCGCUUGGCUGUCCGCCCCACCUUGUUUGGCCUGAUCUUUGCUGGAAAUUUUGGGAAGCUCCCAACGACGCAGGCCCAGUUGGCAUGGGAAGUACUGUGGACGCAACAGGUUUAA
Messenger RNA from Cladocopium goreaui, 2208 nucleotides. Lineage: Eukaryota; Dinophyceae; Suessiales; Symbiodiniaceae. The record is from the annotation of a GenBank genome assembly.